This is a messenger RNA of Entamoeba histolytica HM-1:IMSS, 1084 nucleotides long. RefSeq lists its product as uncharacterized. The transcript has a single exon. The record is from RefSeq and is a predicted model, not a curated record. The annotation marks the transcript as partial. Lineage: Eukaryota; Evosea; Mastigamoebida; Endamoebidae. Gene Ontology annotation, molecular function: GTPase activator activity.
AUGGAAUUUGGUCAUAGAGUCAAGUCAGUCUCAUUAGCCAUUUUUUCAAUGGCUGAAGUCGAUGCUAUCAAAAAAUCGGGUAAUAGUGAAGCAAAGAAAAAAUGGCUUGCUAAUCGAAAACCUUCUUUGCCACUCCCCAAACCAGGCGAAGUUGAAAAUAUCAGAAUGUUCAUUAAAGCUUGUUUUGUAGAAAAACAGUGGUCAGCAGAAAAUACCCAAUAUACUCAACAACAACAAACAACACCAUCUACCCCUCCACAAUUUCAAUCCCCUUCUCCAAAACAAAGUAAAUCCCCUCUCUCUCCACCUAAAUCAAGUAUUAAAACUAGACUUAGUAUUAAUUCACACCAAACCAAUUUUUUCAAUAUCUUGGAUUCAAAUGUUCAACCACACUCUACAGCAUCAGAAACUGUCCCUACUUUCGACUUUGUUCAAACUACUUCUACCUCAACACCAUCUACUCAACCAACUUCACAAUCCCCUUCGAUUCAAUCAGAACCUAUUGUAAAGAACAAAUAUGAUAUUUUAGCACAAAUUCAACUCGAACAACAACAACAACAAUCAUCUUCAAUAACUACUAAUUCUGUUUUUGAUUUUAUUGACUCAAAACAAGUUUCUCCUCAACCUUCUAUUCAACCUACUAAUCCUCCUCAACAACAACCAUCUCAACAACUCCAAACAACAUUUGAUUUUAAUCAGUCUUCUUCUCAACCAGUUGUAUCUCAACCACCAAACAAACAAGAAGCAUUUGACUUUGGUCAAACAACAUUUGAUUUUACUACAAACAAUCAACCAAAGACUAAUCCAACAAGUACAUCACCAUUCACCUUUGACUCAAACCCUUCAUUCAAUGAAGUACCAACCCAAUCACAACAAUCACCAAUUAAGGUCAUCCCUCCAAAAGUCAUUCCUCAACAAAUCCCCACUAAUGAUUCUUCUAAGGGAAUAACCCAAACUCCUUUAAGCAAACCUCAAACAGCAGAAACAUUUGACUUUAACUCAACUAUUCCUAAAUCACAACCUGCCUCUGUCAUUAAGUCAAGAACAAAUGCGUUUAAUUUUGACCAACAAAACAACCUUCUAA